AUGGCGGUUGUGGCAAGCAAAAGUGUGUGUGUGUCUGUGGUGUGGCAUGCGGGAGGGGGGAUAGGCUACACCUUGAAGUAUAUAACCCAGUUGGGACCAGCAGAGAAUGUAGAAGUCUUCUUUUCACCUGAGGACCUCUGUGCAAAUCAGAGCCACUCCCAACAACAGCAUCCUACAGUGAUGAAGUGCAACCAUCUCGUCUCCUGGGCCUUCGUGCUCGUGGCCUCUGGCCCCCUGAUGGCCCACCCAAUUACAGAAUCUGCUGAGAUACCCUAUCCAGGACCUGUAUCAGUGGAGGACCGAGGGAUCGGCUCACUGGAUGAUCUGUCUCUCGCCGAGCAAACCUUCCUUCCACAGGAUGGUGCUGGCCUCAGAUAUUCCACUCUGAUAUCUGGGGAGAUUAACAGAGAUGGUGUUAGAACAGCAGGCCUGCUUCCGAGGGGGACGAAGAGAGAGGUUCUACUGGAGAAACAAAGUCUCCUAAAUCCUUUCAGCCACGUGCUGGGCAUCCGGAAACAGUUCAGGAAGAGAGCAGGGAAUACAGAGUGUUUCUGGAAGUACUGUGUCUAA
Acanthochromis polyacanthus (spiny chromis) is the source of this 570-nucleotide messenger RNA. Its product is annotated as prepro-urotensin II-beta-like. Gene Ontology annotation, molecular function: hormone activity. NCBI's taxonomy places the organism in Eukaryota, Metazoa, Chordata, Actinopteri, Pomacentridae. Gene Ontology annotation, cellular component: extracellular region. Gene Ontology annotation, biological process: blood vessel diameter maintenance; regulation of blood pressure. The transcript has 4 exons. The coding region runs from base 1 to 570 and encodes 189 amino acids. The record is from RefSeq and is a predicted model, not a curated record.